Messenger RNA from Drosophila grimshawi, 3562 nucleotides. It is a transcript of the gene Rassf, whose product is annotated as serine-rich adhesin for platelets. Lineage: Eukaryota; Metazoa; Arthropoda; Insecta; Diptera; Drosophilidae. The coding region runs from base 396 to 2909 and encodes 837 amino acids. The transcript has 9 exons. The record is from RefSeq and is a predicted model, not a curated record. Gene Ontology annotation, biological process: signal transduction.
UGGCGCUGCCUUUGGUUCUUCUGAUUCUUUUGCCUGGUGCUGUUUUUUUGUGUAAUAUAAUUUGUCUAUGAAAACCGCAGUUGUUAUCAAUGCACAUGCGUUUUGCAUACUACUUAAAGGCGCCAAGUGCUAAUUUCCUUUAUGAAACUUUAAAAAUGAAUCGCUAAAUUGCAGUUGCCGUUGCCGUUGUCGCCACUGUCUUUUUUCAUUUGUUUACUCUUUGUCUUCUGUGUUCUUGUUCUACGUGUGUUUGUGUUCCGUGUUGUUCAGCAGCAGCAGCAGCAACCUGCAUAAAUCUGUGUGACGUCACAUACGUCAUACACGACAAGCACGCCCCGUAAAGGAAACGUUGAACUGACCGACCGACUGACUGACUGACAGCACAGCACAGCGGAAUGUGGAAGUGCCACAAGUGCGGCAAACCCGUUUACUUUGCGGAACGUAAACAAUCACUGGGCUACGAUUGGCAUCCGGAAUGUUUGCGUUGCGAGGAGUGCGGCAAGCGCCUUAAUCCGGGCCAGCAUGCAGAGCAUAAAGGAGUGCCUUAUUGUCAUGUGCCCUGCUACGGUGCUUUGUUCGGACCGCAGCUUUUUGGUCACGGCACGCGCGUUGAGUCACACAAGAGCUACGGCGCUAAGGGCGCCCAGAAGCCAGUCGCGGCUCAGGUCAAUGGACCCGCACUGCCACGCGAUCAUUUAGAGUCCAAGCUGAAGUUUUACAAUCAGUUCUAUGACAAUAAAAGCCUCGAGAUACGCAGCCGGGAGGUGAACAAUCGUCUGAUCUUGGAGGGUCAACUGCGCGUCUUUUGGGGCGUGCAGGGCGUCAUUCAUUUGAAGGAGGACGACGAUCAGCGCACGUUUAUUGUGCGCAAGCGCAACUCCUGUCGUACGUCCAAGGCGGCGGAUGAAAGCUGUUCGGAUAAGGAGAACGAAGCCAGCGAAUCAGUGGCGGCUCCUACAACGACCGCCAGCGAGGUGGAUCCGCUUUCCACGGACAUAUCACUGUCGGAGAGCAUGACCUUUGACUCAUGCAGUCUCAAUGAGAUAUCCGAGCUGCCGACAACACCCGAAGAUGCCUCCGCGAAUGCAACAACAACAACAGGCAGUGGACAGCUUCUGAAUGGCCAGUCGAAUGCCAACAAUGACGAUGAGGAGACAACAAAUACGGACUCCUCAAGCACGCUUAUUGGCAGUGGCACAGAUGCCGCCACGGCUAGCACCAGCUGCGUGUCCAGCACAUUGCCCUCCAAAUUGGACAAUUUGGAGAAACUCGACUGGGAUGAUAUUGACGAUCUGUUGCAGGUGGAACGACGGCUGAGCGAUAAGGACAAAAUCUAUGGAACAAUGCCGGUGAAGUUGCCCUCGUCAUCGUCACAAUCAUCAAGCGAGAGUUCACCCAGUAAAACGAACAGUGACAGCAGCUCCUCGACAAACACGCAGAAUAAUCAAAUUAACACUGCCUCAUCACCGACAACGACCACGAAUAACACAACUAGCACCAGCUCAGAUAAUUUUAUGACCGCCACUGACUCCUUGACUGCCAACACCAAUACGCAAAACACAACCACUGUGAGCACCGCCAACACCACACUGGAUGAGUACAAGACAUUGGAUGAUGCGACGUUGAAACCAAUGGAUUUCGAGGAUUUUAAGCGCAGCGUUCAUCAGGAUUAUGUAAAUGGUGCAAACUCCUUUCAGGAGCCUAACGAAGGUACCCUGAAGCGCAAUCAACCUAUCGAUCCCUCGCGCAUCAAUGACUCCCUGAAAUUUUACGGCGAGAACUCGGCCAUGAGCAAAAGCUUUAACUGCGAGCACGCGUUGCGCUCCAUCGAUCCCACACUGAUUAAUGAUACGAUGCAUUUGCGGAGCAGCACCAACUCGCCACGCUCUUCGCAGCGUCAGUAUGCGUUGCAGAAGUGCGGAUCGGCUUUUGCCUCCACAGCGCCCAGUCGGGAACAACAAAAGCCAUAUGAGCCGGGUCGCCAUAUCUUUGAGAAGGGCAUCAAUCGAUCCAAGUCGGGUCCCAGCUGCUUUGUCUACUCGGACAGCGAUGACGACGAUGACGAUACCACACUGCGUCCUCAGCGGUUGGCCACAAUGCGUCGCAGCGAUGUGCCUCAACGUUAUAUACAAAUCCAAAUGAAUUGCUAUCCCAAAGAAGGUGCAGCUCGUUGUGCUGGUGGUGCUGAGAACGAUUCGAGUCGUGCAGAUGCAUCAUCGGUAUUAAGCGGCGCUGUGGCUGGUGACGAGCUCACCCAAACGGAGUCGCUUUACACGGCCACCGAGGGCGGAGGAAGUGCUCAAGCAGAAACGGGUGCCAAUGAUGCGGGCUUGCAUGUCACCGAGGAUGGCGUUGUCUUGAGAAGGCCACCACGCACUGGGGCUGCGGCAAUCAAGCGACGCAGCGGCAACAGGCGUUCCCGUACAAAGCUGAAACGCCGUUGUUCGAUUAAUGGUCACUACUACAAUCGAGAGACGUCGUUCUUUACGCCACCAUAUGGCUCGCAGAUGUCUGUCUGGGUCUCGUCGCUGGUGACUACGCAGGAGGUCAUCAAUUUGGUGCUUGAGAAAUAUAAGGUGGAUAGCGCAGCGGAGAAUUUCUCGCUGUUCAUCGUACGCGACAAUGGCGAGCAGAAGCGCCUGAAGGACAAUGAAUAUCCGCUGAUAACGCGCAUCACGCUCGGUCCGCACGAGGAUGUGGCACGCCUCUUUCUAGUAGAUGCACGCAAAACUGAUGAAAUCAGUAAUGAAGUUGCUCAAUUUUUAAAUCUAUCGGUGCCAGAGUGUCGCGCCAUUUUGGAUCGCUAUGAUCAGGAAUUGGCUCGUGAGGUGGUCAAAAUCAAAGAGAGAUAUGCGGAGCUCAGUCGUCGUAUUGUGGCACGCAUGGAAUCUCUUAAAGUGCAUUUGUAAAUGCCAUCAGAAUCUCCAACUGCAUCAAUUUUUUAUAUAGCCAUAAUGUUAAAGCGGCCAAAAAAGCGACAGCAGCCAAGCAAAUAGUAUUCCUUUUUAAAAUACUGAUUUACUUUUUUUUUCAUGUAGCAUUUAGACAAAAUUACAAAUAGUUUAGGCAAUCUUUUGGCGCCCCAGUGAACAAAGAAGCAGCUGUCUCAAGUCGCAUUUAAUUUGUAUCUUUUAUUUUGUAUUUGAAUUAAUUGUUCCAAACGAAACUAACAAAACAUUAUCAGGCAUUUCCAAUUUAGAAAGCGUUUAAGACUUGUAACUAACCAAAAAAUAAUUAUUAAUCUACCAAACCAUUAUACAACUAAUUUCUUUGUGUUGAAAAUCAAAAUAUGUAUUGUAUAACUAUAUAUAAAACUUUUAAAGCCAUGGCAAACAAAAAAACAAAAAAAAAAAAACCAACAACAAUAAGAAUUAUAAGUAUAUGUAUAGUUUUUAUAGCAUCAAGUGCGAGCACAAAUUUUUUACUGGCCAUUAUAUAAAAUGAAUGAAAGGAAUGGAAUAGCAACAAUAACUACAUGUUACAUACAAUGGACUUGUUGAUUGAAAAUCAUUUGAAUAUCAAAAUAAACUGUAAUGAUUUAACAAAUUUGUUGUUAAUGAAA